AUGUCUCCAUCUGCCCUUCCUGCAUCUAAGAGUUAUAGCAUUGCCUCCAUCCCGGCCGAUGGUAUCGGGCCUGAGGUUAUCGAUGCAGCCAUUGCAGUCCUAAAGACUCUUUCAGAGACCUUGGGAUCUUUCGAAAUAGACUUCACACACUAUGAUUGGAGUUCAGAGACUUACAAGAAGACUGGAAAGUAUAUACCAGAUGGCGGUUUGGAUCAGCUGAAGAAGCACGAUGCUAUUUUAUUCGGUGCUGUUGGAGCUCCUGAUGUCCCCGAUCAUAUCUCUCUCUGGAGUCUCAGACUGGCGAUUUGCCAGCCUUUUCAACAAUAUGCCAAUGUGCGGCCUACCAAAGUGUUCAAAGGCACACAAUCGCCACUCCGUAACUGCAAGCAAGGUGAUCUUGACUGGGUGAUCAUCCGUGAAAACAGCGAGGGUGAAUACGCCGGACAAGGAGGUCGCUCCCACCGCGGUCAGGCCUGGGAGUCGGCCACAGAGGUGUCCGUAUUCACCCGUCACGCUGUAGAGCGAAUUAUGCGUUUCGCCUUCGAGACCGCCCAGAAACGUCCGCGCAAGCUCUUGACCGUCGUCACCAAGAGCAAUGCCCAGCGCAACGGUAUGGUGCUCUGGGACGAGGUUGCGGCCCAUGUCGCCAAGGACUUCCCCGAUGUCACACAAGACAAGAUGCUGGUGGACGCCAUGACCUGCCGCAUGGUGCUGAAGCCGGAAUCCCUCGAUACCAUUGUGGCGACGAAUCUGCACGCGGAUAUCCUUUCCGACUUGGCGGCUGCUUUGGCUGGUUCUAUUGGUAUUGCUCCCACUUCUAAUCUUGACCCUACUCGUCAAAACCCUAGCAUGUUUGAGCCCAUUCAUGGCUCAGCUUUCGAUAUCACCGGUAAGGGCGUGGCGAACCCGGUUGCAACUUUCUGGACGAGUGCAGAGAUGCUUGAAUGGCUUGGCGAGUCGGAUGCUGCUAAGAAGCUCUUGGAUGCCACGGAGCGCGUAUGCGAAAAGGGUAUUGUCACAGCCGACUUGGGCGGGUCCGCAAAGACAGUUGAAGUAACGGAUGCUGUCAUUGAGGAGAUCAAGAGCUCAUACGGAAAGCCUGGCAAAUAA
Truncatella angustata is the source of this 1110-nucleotide messenger RNA. RefSeq lists its product as uncharacterized. NCBI's taxonomy places the organism in Eukaryota, Fungi, Ascomycota, Sordariomycetes, Amphisphaeriales, Sporocadaceae. Gene Ontology annotation, molecular function: magnesium ion binding; NAD binding; oxidoreductase activity, acting on the CH-OH group of donors, NAD or NADP as acceptor. Bases 1 to 1110 code for a protein of 369 amino acids. The transcript has 2 exons. The record is from RefSeq and is a predicted model, not a curated record.